GGUUUGGAUGAGUCAGCAAUGUCUGACCAAAUGAAAAAACUGAAGAACAAUAUGUUGUCGUUGCAUGCGCACGUGGACAGCAGAUUGGACUUUAUGCAAAACAUUCUAGACCAGAUCCUGGACAUUUUGCAAAGGCCAGGAUUUAGGCCACUAUCAUAGUCACCGUUGCUGUUAACGGCGAUGUCAGACCCCUUUCUAAUUCAAGCUGGCACACAACCAAGUGGCACGUCUGCAGCAGCUGCACAGACUGUUGCUUCUUCUUCUUCGGGUCCGGCGGUGGGUGCUACACCACCGCAACAACCUGUUCCUCAACAGGGACAGCCACAAGGUCAAUGGUACCCUAAGACCCCAAUGAAACCGCCUCUUGCCUUCUCAGGCGAGAGGAAGGACGAAGAACUCAACACUUGGUUGAGAACAGUUCCGGUUUGGGUGAAGGCGAAGAGGACCUUGCCAGAGGACGAAGUGGUUACUGUUGCAUCUUACCUCGAAGGUAAGGCAGCCAAAUGGCUAGAUGGUAUAGUUGCAAAGGCCGGGUAUGGACGACGUACGGCGGACUGGGCUCAGUCUAUUACGUUAGACCAGUUCUUUGAGAUCGUAGAAGCUCGCUGGCACAAUCCUCAGCAGGCACAAAUAACCACUGAUGUGAUAAACAGACCAGGUCAAAGAAAGUCUAAGUCAGUCAGAGAGCUUACGACUACUAUAGAUAUCCUCAUCGUCGUUCCAAGCAUCAACUACAGUGACCAGUUCCUAUUGACUACGUUUGUUAGAUGUCUUCCAGAGAACCUCAGGAACUUGCUGGCCAGCGAGGCUCGCCUCGAGUACCAUUCGUUUGAGACAUUGUCUAGAAAAGCCUUAGACUUAGAGGCUACACUAGGAAAUGCUCAACCCUCUCAGAAUGAUGCGAGGAUGAAGAAGAGUCCGCAGGAAUGGAAGAAAAAGGAAGCCAAGUUGAUGAUGGUUGAGUCCGAUGGGACUCAAACAGAGAUCGAUGAGCUCACAGACCUGCUGGACGUUUCAGAGUACGACGGCGAGGAGACCGCUGAGGGUAGCACCCUCGCCGCAGUAGUCAAGGCUAAGGCUGGUGGCCGAGUGAAGGGCCAACCAAAGGGUCAAGGGAAGGCCGCCUCCAAUCAGACCAAAGAGGCUGAUUGGGUCAAGGCAGGUCUUGAUCAAGACGUGUGGCGGGACCGCCGAGUUCGUGGCGCUUGUAUAAAUUGUGGAGGAGGAGGUGGAGGAGUUGGUGGUGGAGAUGGAGGAGGUGAAAGCCGAGGAGGAGGAGGAGGAGGAGGAGGAGGUGGAGGCUCACCUUCAGCGAUAGGUAGAGAAGGAGCAGCUCCCGGCGAUGGCUCCAACGGCGGCGGUUAUGCCUGCAACAGCGGAACGGGUGGAGGAACAGGAGGAGGAGGAGGAGGAGGAGAAGGAGGAGGAGGAGGAGGAGGUGGAAGACGAGUAGGAAGAGGAGGAGGAGAAGGUGGAGGAGGUGAAAGCCGAGGAGGAGGAGGAGGAGGUGGAAGGUCAUCUUCAACGACGAGUAGAGGAGGAGCAGCACCCGGCGAUGGCUCCAGUGGUGGCAGCUAUGCCUGCGGCAGCGGAACAGCGGGAGGAAGAGGAGGAGGAGGAGCAAAGGGAGGAGGAGGAGGAGGAGGAGGAGGAGGAGGAGGAGGAGGAGACUCACCUUCAACGACGAGUAGUGGAGGAGGAGCACCCGACGAUGGCUCCAACGGCGGUGGCUAUGCCUGCAGCAGCUGAACAGCGGGGCAGCGGGCAGCAAGCAGCAAGGCAGCGGGCAGCGGGGCAGGGGGCAGCGCCCAGCAGGGCAGC
Molecule: messenger RNA, 1821 nt
Organism: Chara braunii
Lineage: Eukaryota; Viridiplantae; Streptophyta; Charophyceae; Charales; Characeae
Source: the annotation of a GenBank genome assembly